CGUUAGGUCAGAGGUUGGACUCGAUGAUCUUGAGGUCUCUUCCAACCUAGAAAUUCUGUGAUUCUGUAAUAAAAAUAUGGACAGUGAAAACGUCACGGCUUUGUCCGGCUUCAUCCUCUUGGGAUUCUCUGAUGUUCCAGAGCUACAAACACCCAUGUUCAUUAUUUUCUUGUCAUUGUACACGUUAUUGGUGAUGGGGAACCUGAUGCUGAUGCUGCUGAUCAACACUGACCCCCAGCUGUACACGCCCAUGUAUUUCUUCCUGACGCACUUGUCCUUCAUGGACUUCUGCCUUUCCUCUGCUGUCAUCCCCAAAGCCCUGGAGACCUUCCUGUUUGGGACAAGCAACAUCUCUUUUGUGGGCUGCUUUGCCCAGAUGCAUGUUUUCCUCAUGCUUGUCAUCUGUGAGUGCUUUCUCUUGGGGGUGAUGGCUUACGACCGGUAUGCGGCCGUGUGCCAGCCACUGCACUACACCGCCCUCAUGUCCCGGGCACGUUGCUACAGGAUGACCAUGCUGGUGUACGCCACAGGCUUCCUAACCUCGCUGGUACACACGGUGCUGGCGGGGAGGUUGGCUUUCUGCCGGGCGAGGAGCAUUGACCACUUCUUCUGCGAGCUGCCUGCCCUCCUGCACCUCUCCUGCUCCAGCACCCGCCCCAACCACAUCCUGCAGGUCUGCAGUGCUGAGCUCAACAUCUUGGGCUCCAUCCUGGUGAUCCUGGCAUCCUACACCUGCAUCCUCUACACAGUCCUGCGGAUGCCUUCUGCAGGGACGCGGAUGAAGGUGUUCUCCACCUGCACCUCCCACCUGGCUGCCGUCACCAUCUUCUACGUGCCGGGGCUGGUCACCUACAUGCUGCCCAGCAAAGCCAGACCACAGGGCGAAGAGAAACUGGUUUCUGUCUUCUACACUGCAGUGACCCCCUUGCUCAACCCCCUGGUCUACAGCCUGAGGAACAGGGAGGUGAAGGGGGCUCUGAGGAGGCUGUGGGGCCAAAGGCUGUUCCCACAUGUGCACUGACUUUGAAGCCGCAUUGGGAGCUCUGCAGCGCUUUGGUGGUAAUGAAGGAACAUUCAUGGCAUUAUUGUUGAGCUUACGGACAGGGAGAUCACACAGCAAUAACAGGUACAGAGUACCACACAGCAAAUCAUCCACUUCAAACAAUCACGAUGCAUUUUAAUCAUGGCAUGAGCCUUCAAUAGUCCGUCAGAAUAAUUGUCAGCGCUUGCGCAGCAAAAACAACAUGGUACCCUGAUGUUUUGUGUAUAGGUCAUGCUAAAUGAAAAUGUGGCCAGAUAAAGGGAUGCUCAUAUUGGAAGUGAAGACUUUCUGAUGUUUUCUUUUCCUGAUUAGCAAGUUUUUAUGCCCAAACUGCAGAUGUGCAAAUGAGCUGGAAGAGCUGAGGGUGUGUUUACGUCAGUGAUGUGUGGAGAUGGGCAGCUUGCUCCAGGCUCUGAUUUUCUCUAGGAGCUUUUUGCUUGGACAGCACCUAGUUAACAAAUUGCAUUUUGCAGGAAGGUCUCGGGUCUUUCCCUCCUUGGGGGCUGCCCCAGUGACCACAGCACAGGUCUUUGCUCCUGCCUGUGCCCUGCGGAGCCCCCCCAUGGAAAGCUGCCAGGGACAUCAUGAGACCAUGGGCAUCCAGGUCAAGGUAAAGACGUGGACUAAAGUGCAGAUUUUCCCUGCUGUAUAGAAGAAAAAUCAGAAACCACAAAGCCAUGGCAUUGGCUCAGGGGAAUUGUAUCUGUACUAACAACUUGCCAUGGGCACAUGUAGAUUAAUUAGAACAUUGCCAGAAGCACGUCCCAAUCAAAAUCUUCACAUAGAUCUUCUUGGGAUGUGUUUUUGUUUGUUUGUUUGUUUUGUUUUUACAUCUACUUAUCUUUUCUUUUUGGAUAAUUAGAGGCUCAAAUUCUUUGUGUGGCAAUCUCUGAACAACACCUGACAGAAUUAUGUCUCUUCUGCAGGGUGCAGCAUGACUGGGGUGAAAGGUGUUCUAGAGAGAACAGUAGGCAGAAAGAUUUUUUUAACGUUUAAUCAAGACAUGCCCUAUAUGUUCAAUGAACUAUACAA
This is a messenger RNA of Anas platyrhynchos (mallard), 2074 nucleotides long. Its product is annotated as olfactory receptor 8I2. Gene Ontology annotation, cellular component: membrane. Gene Ontology annotation, biological process: G protein-coupled receptor signaling pathway. Gene Ontology annotation, molecular function: olfactory receptor activity; G protein-coupled receptor activity. The record is from RefSeq and is a predicted model, not a curated record. Lineage: Eukaryota; Metazoa; Chordata; Aves; Anseriformes; Anatidae.